CCUUUCCCCCCCUGUAUAUGACACCCUGCACUAUAUAAACCUGUGGUGUGCAAUUAAUGACAAAAUUAGCCAGGAUAGGCCGUACCAAAAUUUGACCCAAAAUGCUUAUAAUUAUUGUAGAAAGUGAUCCUCAGAAAGUGAGUGACCCACAGAAAAAAUGACUCUCAUGCAGAAAUUGAUGCCCGCAAAAUAACAGUCCUAUAUUUCUUACAGUCUAGUAGCCUCGAGGCAUAAUUUGGUAAGUGUCAUUGUGACCUAGCAUAAGAUCAUGUUACAUAUAGUGCUGUACAUAAUUCUGAUAUUCAUUAUAUCAUUUUGACUAUAUUCCUGUGUGACAGUGACAUACCUCCUCUGAGCUAUAGGUAAAUUCAUGCCGACUUUGAUUACAAAGUCAUGAAUCUAUAUAGUAAUAAGUCCCACUGCAUUUGUAGACUCACAAGCUGUUACUAUUGCACCUGGUCAAACUCUGUGUAGGGACUCGUGUUGCACAGUCAGCAUAUCAUCUAAGUGGCUGUGGUUUUCGUGACAUCAGCACGUGAUACUUAGAUUUACUAUAUAGGGUAUUCUAGUGCUAUACAUCACUAUGAUCUAACCGCAUGCGGUCUAGCCACUUGAGUUGCCACAAAUAUCGUGGCAAACGUUGCACGAGUCUCUACAUAUAGAGUUUGACCAGUCUACUGUUGGCCGUGUAACUUGCGAGUCUACUGCAUUUAUAUACCUCUCUGAGAGGUAUAUAAAUGCAGUAGGUCUCUAGUCUCCACGAAGUGUGGCGCUCUAAAUCCAACUUUUUCCACCUCAGCGCUCCGUCUAAAAUGCAGCGUUUUUUUCUCAUAAUGUCCCAAUCAUAACGUGCAUGUAUAGUCCAGUCAUAAAAUGAGGUAUGUGCAUGCUCAACAUUGCGUAAUCACGUAUAUAGAUCUCAAAGUGGUACGUCUCUUUUCUCGGUGGGUUGUAGGGCGAAGCGAUAAGUGGACAGUAGCCAUGCAAGUAGCAAUUCUUGCAAUAACUGCAUGUCUGCAAGAAAUACUGCAUGGGCUACGUGCAUGCAUGUAGUGUUGCGAAUUAUAGUUUUUACAUAGCUAGCUAGCUAGGCUGAAGCCUUCAACAUUCGUUUGCUCUCGUGUGGGGCAAAUGUCCACUCUGAUAGCUAUGGCUACAGUGAAGCUCAUAACACUGAGCUCUCUUUAGUUCGUGGUGUUCACUUGGAACUAUAAGCUAAUCUGUGUUGCUAUUUGCAUUGAGUAUGAAUGUAGCUCAGCUAUUAGACUGUCUGUGUUUAGCUCAGCGACAUAGGCCACUCCAGUUAAGUAUACAAAUCACGUAAAUAAAACGGCUACACUUAUUCUAGUAUCUAUAUGCUUAUUCAUUCCUGCCUCAAAGUCUGCAUGCAUGGCAAGCGGCUCACCCUAAAGCGUGAAAUUUUGCAAGACAGGAAUAAGAAUGGUUGAAGGGUUAAGCAAAAGCUAUAGGAUAGUUCAUCAUUGAGCACACUAAACCUUCAUCAUUGAACCCUCACUAAUCAUUAGGAUGACAUUUAUUUCUUGUAUUUGCUUGUUACAAUGUAUAAUUAUAGGUAAUGAUUAUUGCAUAACAGCAGCUGGAAACAUUCCGUCAAAACCCAGAUACAACCAGACACAACAUACCCACAACCCACACAAGGAAGUGUACUGCAAUUUUUAACUUCCUGUUGCCCUAAAUAUUAGUAUAUAAGCACAUAUAUAACCUGGUAUGUCAGUUACAUCUAUCUGCAUAGUUGGUUCUGUAAAAGCAGCAAUGCAGGCACAUGCAGUGACAGUGUUAGUAGUUUUGGUAGCAUUGUCCGCUAUUCCAAUAGAACCAGCAAUGCUCACUCUGACCACCAACUCAACUGAAAACUGUGGCAAAGGACUCACUCAUAAUGGAGUGUUUGUGCUGGUGGAGUAUCGUUUGAUAGAGACACAAUCUAGCCCAUGGACGCUCCUUCAGAGCAUUAGCUUGAAUGCUACAGUUGGAUUUACGAAAUCCCAGACAGACAUUUUUGUACCUCUGUCAAAUGACACUGUACAGCUGCGGAUCGUUCAGCCAGAACAUGGUGGUGGUUCCUGUAACUGCUGGGAAGUGGACGAACUGAGUUUUACAUCAACUAAUGGAAGCAGUCUUAAUAUUUCUUACCAUGACUGUUGUGCAUCUAGUAGUCCGCUGAUGUGUGGAAGUGAUGUCGAGAGUGACUACCCUUUACUGUUCUGUGGUGGCAGUGCCAGUGUACCGAGAGGAGUUGUUUUUCCUCCGGUGGGCCUGAGUGGCUCAGGAAUACUAUCGGAUUGUCCAUUGAAUUCUGUCAUUGUUGAUGACAAAGGACAUCCUCCAACUAACUGCUCAAAUGAAGAGCCAACAAUAGAUAUAUCGUUUGAGUUGAAUGUCAAGGUGCUUGAUUGUUCUCCCAGAGGCUUUGAUGAAGGUGUUGAGAUUUCAGUUGGCGGCUGGGAGAAUAAUGGCCAAUGGAUACCAUUAAUGUACGCUGCAAACACUAUUGAGAGAAUACAAGAUCGACACAACAUCAAUAUUGGUGCCAUAAAUGGGAGUACAGUCAAAAUCAGAGGCUACAAUGUUCCCUACCGCAUACAAAGUGAACCAGAGGAUAAUUUUUUUUUCAAUUUAACAGUUUGUGGUGCAGCUGUGCUGAGGAAUGGUGCUCGAAUAAGGUGGCUUCAAACUGGUGCAUUAUAUCGCAGUGAGGAAAGCUAUUUGAGGGAUGUUGUGACACUGAACAAUGUAUUUCAGAAUAGUAUUCUGCUAAAUAGCACCGAUUUUACUCUGCGCAAUAGUGAAGUCCCAACAUUGUCGACUAUUGAUUGUAUUCGCCCAUUUAACGUUAUCAUUCCCAUUUCAACUAAUGGAGCAAUAAUUUUUGGAGCAUUGUGUGAAACAGAAGAUUGUAAAAUUAGGAACAGAGUAAUAACAGCAAGUAGAAUUGCAACCACCAUCCCACUGAACAUCAGCGAAUAUAAUUCGAAAACUCCUACUUUCACUGAACAGACUAUCAUGGUUAACACUGAACAGGCUACCACUGAACUCAGUACCAUGGUUAACACGGAACAGACUACCUCUGAUCAAGCUACGACUGAGCAGGAUACCACUGAACAAGCUAUCACUGAUGAGCAGGUUACCACUGGACAGGUUACCACGGAGCAGAUUACCACUGAGCCGGUUACCAUGGCUACCACUGAGCAGGCUACCACUGAACAGGCUACAACUAAAAAGGCUACCACUGAGCAGGUUACCAUGGCUACCACUGAAAAGGCUACUACAGCUGAACAGACUACCACUGAAAAGGCUACCACUGAACAGCCGGCUACCACGGUGCAGGCUACAACUGAACAGGCUACCACUGAGCAGGUUACCACUGGACAGGCUACCAUGAAGCAGGCUACCCCUGAGCAGGUUACCGUGGCUACCACUGAAAAGGCUACCACUAAACAGGUUACCAUGGCUACUACUGAACAGGCUACCACGGUGCACUUUACCACUGAACAGGCUACAACUGGACAGGCUACCACUAUGGCUAACACUGAACAGGCUACCACUGAACAGCCUACUGAACAGGCUACCACGUUGCACCUUACCACUGAGCAGGCUACAACUGGACAGGCUACAACUGAACAGGCUACCACUGAACUGGCUACCACUGAAAAGGCUACCACUGAACAGGUUACCACUGAACAGGAUACCACUGAGCAGGUUACCAUGGCUACCACUGAACAGACUACCACCGAGCAGGUUACCAUGGCUACCACUACUGAGCAGGCUACCACCGAACAGGCUACAACUAAACAGGCUUCCACUGCAACUGAACUGGCUACCACUGAGCAUGCUACCACUGAAUUGGCUACUACUGAACAAGCUACUACUGAACAAGCUACCACUGAACAAGCUACCACUGAACAGGCUACAACUGAACAGGCUACCACGGAGCAGGCUACCACUGAAAAAGCUACAACUGAACAGGCUACAACUAAACAGGCUACCACUGAACAGGCUACCACUGAACAAGCUACCACUGAGCAGGCUACAACUGAACAGGCUGCAACUGAACUGGCUACCACGGUGCAGGCUACCACGGAGCAGGCUUCCACUGAACAGGCUACAACUGAACAGGCUACAACUGAGCAGACCACUGAGCAAGCUACCGCUACCACUGAACUGGCUACCACUGAACAGGCUACCACUGAACAAGCUACCACUGAACAGGCUACAACUGAACUGGCUACCACGGUGCAGGCUACCACUGAAAAGGCUACCACUGAGCAGGCUACAACUGAAAAGGCUACAACUGAACUGGCUACCACUGAAUUAGCUACUACUGAACAAGCUACCACUGAUGAACAGGUUACCACUGAACAAGCUACCACUAAACAGGCUACAACUGAACAGGCUACCACAGUGCAGGCUACCACGGAGCAGGCUACCACUGAAAAAGCUACAACUGAACAGGCUACCACUGAACUGGCUACCACUGAACAGGCUACCACUGAGCAGGCUACAACUGAACAGGCUGCAACUGAACAGGCUACAACUGAGCAGACCACUGAGCAGACCACUGAGCAAGCUACCGCUACCACUGAACUGGCUACCACGGAACAGGCAACCACUGAACAAGCUACCACUGAACAGGCUACAACUGAACUGGCUACCACGGUGCAGGCUACCACUAAAAAUGCUACCACUGAGCAGGCUACCACUGAAAAGGCUACAACUGAACUGGCUACCGCUGAAUUAGCUACUACUGAACAAGCUACCACUGAACAGGCUACAACUGAACAUGCUACCACAGUGCAGGCUACCACGGAGCAGGCUACCACUGAACAGGCUACAACUGAACAGGCUGCAACUGAACAAGCUACAACUGAGCAGGCUACCACUGAACAGGCUACAACUGAACAGGCUACCACGGAGCAGGCUACCACUGAACAGACUACCACCGAGCAGGUUACCACUGAACAGGCUACCACUGAACAGACUACCACCGAGCAGGUUACCACUGAACAGGCUACCACUGAACAGGCUACCACGAAGCAGGCUACCACUGAACAGGCUACAACUGAGCAGACUACAACUGAGCAAACUACUGAGAAUGUUGUGGAGAUGUACGAAGCAAUAGCUAUGGUAAAUCUAACAAGCGUUUUCUCAAAUCUAUCGAAAUUGGUGAACAACAGUAAGGAGUUAAUGGCGAUUGACACACAGCCUCCUGCUCAAGCUGCUUUGUCUCUAAAGCUGGUGAUAAAAAAUACUCAAGUUGUUGAGACGGCUAUUGCAUAUCUUCUGAGCAGGAUAGUAAUCAGAGCUAUGGAUGUUGACAGUCCUCAACAGUUUGCCAUGGUUGUGUUGGAUGUUGGCGACACGCUGAUUGAUAGAACACUCAUCAAUGAACAGUCCAACACUGUCGCUGGCAGUACUCUGUUAGCUACUGUCGAGAGUCUGGCCCUCAACGUACUAUCUCCAGACAGCAACAUCAUUACACAAAACAUAGAAUUAUUCGUGUUUGAGACACGAGUGGACAAUAGAGAUACAUACUUCACUAGUAUUGAUGCGCAUAACAUCUCUAUUCAAGUGCCCACUGAGUUAGUGAGGAUAGUGGGUAACGGAACAACUGGGCCAGUCACUGUGGCCUCAGUCUACUACAGAAACAUGAGUGGGCUGUUGCCCGAAACUCUGCCGGGAGUGAGUGACACUGUGCUAGCGUCUCCAGUGGUCUCCACCAGUCUGCAGUGUGGGGACAAGAUCUGUGACACAGCCAACAUUCAACUCAGUCAGCCAGUCAUUGUGACACUGAAACACAGCAAAUAUGCACAAGCUCAAAUCGAAAAUAUUGAUACCAGCAAUGCUACUUGUGUAUUCUGGAAAUUUAUAUCUUACAGUGGUAGUCCCCUGGCUCAUGGACGAUGGGACACUGAACGUUGUGUGAGAAAUUACAGUCUCUCCAACUCUACGCAUACUGUAUGUGAGUGCACACACCUCACCAACUUUGCCAUUCUCCUCAGUGCACAGCCACUCAACCUACCCUCUGGUGUGGCCCUGUCUCUUUCAAUCAUUGGCUACAUUGGAGUGACUAUCUCUGUGAUAGCCAUGCUAGCUACCAUUUUGGCCCUAGCCUGUUUGAGGUCUCUUUGGAGCAUGCGUAACUUCAUCCACAUCAACCUGUGUGUGAGUCUGAUUCUGGCACAGCUGACGUUUGUGAGUGGAGUAACCCCUCACGGAGGAGGGGGUGUGGUGGAUCCUGGUUGUAGGACUGCAGCAGUUCUCAUGCACUACUUGUUCCUGGUGUCCUUCAUGUGGAUGCUUAUGGAGGGGGUGGUAUUAUAUGUGGCCCUCGUCAAAAUCUUUGUCAAACACCAAAAAAGAUACAAUAUUGGCUUCUUUCUAUUCAGCUAUGGUGCUCCUCUGCUAUACAUGGUUCUCUGUGUUCCCCUGGGCUUUGCAGUUCCUCACCUGGAGGACAGUUAUGGCUACAUACAAGAUGCCAAUGAGACCACUGCUAUUCCUAAUGUAGUGUGCUGGUUGAAUCCCUACUCUAACUUUAUUCUGGUGUUUAUCGUACCAGUGUUGUUGACCACUUCCGUGAAUGUUGGCUUUUUUAUCAUGGCAAUUAUUGUCAUGUCCAAACAUGCAAAAAGACAGACACACAAGAAUAGACGGGAUAAAGCAAAGUAUUGGUUAAAGUCGUCUGUGUCACUGGUCACUGUCAUGGGACUGACAUGGAUAAUUGGUGUUCUGGUGUUCGAGGUCCCAGAGCUGCUCCCUCUAGCUUACAUCUUCACAUGUUUUGUUGCAUUUCAAGGACUGGCCAUUUUCAUAAUAUUUGUCCCCCUUUCCAAGCAAGUGAGGGAGGCAUACUCUAAAUGGUGGAAGGUCAAGGUGGCAGAGUCGGACAUUCUCAGCAAACACUUUGGAGAGUUUUCGUCUACAAAAAGAACCUCUUUGACUGGUACUAGAAGCACACGCCUUAUUUCAUCAUCAUCUUCGAGUCGCUCAAAUAGUUAUAAUGUCGAAGCUGCUAGUCCGACCUCUCCAGGCCUUCAUUCAAAGGGUGUGAACCUCUACUCGGUUAUAUCGCAUGGACCCAGGGUGACAUUGGAAUCAAGCAUUGAAAAGGUGGAUUUGGACAUCGUACACGAAGAACGAAGUUCAGAAAAGAAAAAUGAAAGGAACUUGAGAUCUAUGCGUGAGUACAAAUCAUGUUUUGACAUCACUUUUGUCUGCAAGAAUGUCGGCAAACAAGAUCAAAGAAAUGUUCCAAGUACGUCCGAAUUUGAUUGCAGUAUCGCUAAUGGGACCACAGUAUUCAAUAACAUGUCUGCUGUUGAGAAUGGAAUGGAACAUCCAGACACAUAGCUAUAGACCCACUCCCCUUGCAUGCAUCCUUAAGUCCUUAUAGUGUAUACUUACCCAACUCUCAUAAAUAAUUAUUAGUUCAUCUUAUAUGAUCAGAGGAAUAGAGAUAUAUUUCAGCUGUCCACCUAUGUAUAAACCAAAAUGAAUGUGCAAGUAGGAGACUUUCGUAGCUACUACUGCCUCCUAGGGUUCUGUUGCAUGUAUACCAUUUUAUUAUCUUUAUCUGUGCUGAUAUAAAUUUUUUAUUGCAAGCUUUGAACUCCUAUAAGAGGGCGGUUCGUAAUCAAGUGGUUGGCAACUUUUGUGCCACGCACAUUGCAAUACCGUAUAGCACGAAAUUUUCGCGGAUUUCGUGGGUCCUACACGAAAAUUAAGUCCACGAAAAUUGUUCUUUAACUAGAAUUAUCUGCUAUAACGUGCAAAGAUUUAAAAACCUGGCUUCUGGUAAGCAGUGUUUCCGCGAAUAUUGUGCAACGAAAUGCUUUUAGAGGCCAUUCCACGAAAUAUAAGUGCCUCGAAAAUUUCGUGCUAUACGGUAGUGUUAAGAAACGCAAUCAGGCUUGUCAUGACUACGCAUGGGUAGUUUGUUUGUUAGUCUCACAUUCUCUCUGUUUUCUCUGUAUUUGGAACCAGACCUCUCCUUUCUGUCUAUAUGGUGCCGCUGUCUAUAUGGUGCCAUGAACCAGACCUCUCCCUCUUAUCCCUAUACGAUGUUAAUUGUACACUGUACGUAAAAGUGGAUAGCCCUAUAUAUGCUCUAAUGUGUGUGCUUAGGGCCACUAGCCUGAGGCUAUGUAAUCACAGCCACAACCUUAUCUCACAAAGGAUGGGAAUGUUGGUGGAAGAACAAAGAAAGAAAGAAAGAAGGAAGCCAAAAAAAGGGGGAGAGUCUGCCUUGCUAAGUCGCCUGACGUAGACAACAUUAUUUUAAUGAGUGUGGGUUGAGAGUACACCGCAUGCAAUAACUCUCCUCGAUCCCACCACCAAGGCCAGUACUUACUUAGAACGCAUUUAUCAGGAACAUAUCUGUACAGUUAGCAGUGUACUACAGUACCGGUACAGUAGAAUCUAAGACUUUGUGAGACAGAAGUAUAAUUAUAGACUACUACUGUUUAGAUCUAGAUUUAGUCUUUACUUAGCCCUUGUCUACGAUGUCUCCACACUUGACUCCUGGCGUACAAUGCAAUAAUUGCUUUUGGAAUCUGCUCAUGAGCUCCAUAUUUUUUAAGACAUGUUACUGUAACUGGGCACUGCUGUGCUAUAUUAAAGAUUUAAACAUACCGCUAUGUUUAUUCUGAUGUAGUCAUGAGAGUAUAGAUUGCAUUCUUGCUGAUUUGUCUCUAUAGCUACUUUAUGUUUACUUUGUUCUGCUUAUGGUUUACCGUAUAGCCGGUAAUUUUUUUGGGGGGGGGGGGCAAAACAUUCGUGGUUGAGCAAUAUUUAGUCACUUUGUGGGAUAAUAUUUUCGUGGUUGCUGCUUGCACUGCAGGUAAAGGUAGGCAAGGUUGCUUCGUUCAUGGGUAAAAUAUUCGAGGUCUGAGCUCCAACCACGAAAACCACAAACAUUUUGUCCCCCGGAAAUUACCAGCUAUAUACGGGGGUAUACCAGUUUAUAUGACCAUGUUAUUUUGCUGUGCAAUUAUUAUAAGUUAAGUUAAUGAUCUUUACAAGCAAACUGACACAAGUACAUGGAUAAUUGGUGAGGACAAUAGAAAUUACAUAUAGUCUAUAGUAUAUGGCUAUAAUCAUGCACACAAACAUCUAACGCAGGUGUUCUGGUGUUCGAAGUCCCUGAACUGCUCCAACUGGCGUACAUAUUCA
Molecule: messenger RNA, 9189 nt
Organism: Halichondria panicea
Lineage: Eukaryota; Metazoa; Porifera; Demospongiae; Suberitida; Halichondriidae
Product: adhesion G-protein coupled receptor G4-like
Exons: 18
Coding region: 1729-7368 (1879 amino acids)
Biological process (GO): adenylate cyclase-activating G protein-coupled receptor signaling pathway; cell surface receptor signaling pathway
Cellular component (GO): plasma membrane
Molecular function (GO): G protein-coupled receptor activity
Source: RefSeq, a predicted model, not a curated record